Messenger RNA from Penicillium manginii, 1818 nucleotides. Its product is annotated as High-affinity methionine permease. Gene Ontology annotation, biological process: amino acid transmembrane transport. Gene Ontology annotation, molecular function: L-amino acid transmembrane transporter activity. Bases 1 to 1818 code for a protein of 605 amino acids. The transcript has 9 exons. Lineage: Eukaryota; Fungi; Ascomycota; Eurotiomycetes; Eurotiales; Aspergillaceae. The record is from RefSeq and is a predicted model, not a curated record. Gene Ontology annotation, cellular component: membrane.
AUGGCCUGGCGACAACCCUUUAGUAAGCGUCCAUCGGGAGAUGGCAGCGUGACUGAAGGGCAAAGUGAACGUGUCUCAACUGCCGCAGGCCAGUUUAUCAGCGAAGUAGGAGGCAAUAAUGCGCCGCCCACAUAUCAAGAUGCUUCUGGCGCUCCAGUCGAAAGCCAGUCACCACUGGGAUACUCUGUCGGCCCAGUGACAAUCACAUUACUCAAUAUCACAAUGAUGAUUGGCGCUGGUAUCUAUUCAACACCAUCGUCGAUCCUAUCCGGAACAGGAUCAGUCGGCGUCAGUUUGAUUUGGUGGACUUUAGGUUACUUGCUAUGUCUGACCUUGGGGGCCGUGUAUCUCGAAUUUACAGCGUACUUUCCUAGUCGAUCGGGCUCAGAAGUCGUUUUCCUGGAGCAAGCGUACCCAAGUCCAAAAUGGCUUUUCCCAACCACCUUCGCGGUACAGAGUGUCAUUCUUUCGUUUGGAAGUGCCAAUGCUACAGUUAUGGCUAAAUAUCUAAUCGCUAUUUCCGGGCACACCGGCACUAACUGGCAGGUCAAAGGCACAGCACUGGCCUGCUACAGCCUUGCCACCUUAACACUGGUUUUCAAUACAAAAUAUGCCUACUGGUUCUCGAAUGCGGUCGGGAUUGUCAAAGUUUGCACCAUUCUCUUUAUUAUCGUCACCGGCUUUGUUGUCUUGGGAGGAAAGACCAGGGUCGAGAACCCAACGGCGAAUUUUCAGAAUGCGUUUUCUGGAAGCUCUACGGCUACAGCAUAUGGAUUUACAACGGCCUUGUAUCGCGUCAUCUUUUCCUAUGGUGGUUACAAUAAUGCAUUCAAUGUUGCCAAUGAAGUCAAGAACCCCGUCAGGUCCCUCAAGAUAUACGCAACGGCUGCUUUAACAAUUGUUUAUGUUCUUUACAUGUUCGCAAAUGUCGCUUUUUUUGCUGCUGUUCCAAAGCUCGAGCUAGAAAACUCCGAUUUGACCACUGCCAGCUUGUUUUUCUCGAAAGUUUUCGGCGAUAGUGGAGCAGUUCGUGGUCUCAAUUUCCUCAUUGCCCUGGCCUCGUUCGGGAAUAUGAUAGCCGUGAUAAUCGGCAUUUCCCGACGACUCAGAGAAUGUGGCCGGCAGGGAGUUCUACCCUGGACCUCUUUUUGGGUUUCAACCAAGCCUUUCGGCACUCCCCUGGGCCCUUACGCUGUUAUUUGGGGGUUGACUUGUCUGCUGAUCCUAGCCAUCCCUUCUGGAGACGCUUUUACAUUUGUUAAUGAUUUGAAUAUCAUCCCCAAUGCUGCCUUUAAUUUGGCCAUGGCUCUUGGUAUCUACGUUAUUCGCUGGCGCCGAAAGAAGGCAAAUCUCCCUGAACCCGAGUUCAAAGCCUGGAAUAUUGUUAUAUUUUUCAAUAUUCUCGUUCAGCUAUACCUUCUGGUGAUGCCUUGGUAUCCGCCGUCGGGAGGUCAAUAUGCCGGAGACGUCAGCUUUUGGUAUGCAACAUACGCAGUGGUCGGAAUAGCAAUUCUCCUUGCGUGUGGCGCUUAUUACUGGUUGUGGGCCUUCCUACUUCCAAAAUGGCAGGGCUAUCAAUUGCGACAGGAGCUCAUCCAUUUCGAUGACGGAGCUCAAAGCAAUCAGCUCAGAAAGGUUCCGAUCGAUCAAGUUGCCGAAUGGGAUGCUACGCAUGAUGCAGCUGGCCGUUCUGUUGUGCCCAUAGAGGAAGUUGGAAUUCAAUUUAAGGGUGCGGAGACAUCCUCGGAUGAUAAUGCCUCGUUUUCAGAUGGCUCAAAGAAUGUUUCUCGCAACGCCAGGGAUUCUUCUCAUGUAUAG